GCGUGUCACGUUCCCGGAAGUCAUCCACUUCGCUCACUCAGGCGGCCAAUCAGUACGCCCUUUUGUGGCUCCGCCUCAUCCAAGACUAUAUUUUGGGGGCUUUUCUGAGUCAUGAAGACAACAUGGACUUUAUAAGCGACCGAGAUGUGCAAAAGUACUUGGAGGAUGGCUACGUGGUCCUGGACGAGCUCCUGACACCUGAUGAGUGUGACGAACUGCGUCAGAGGAUGUCCGAGAUCGUGGAUGUGAUGGAUGUGCCGGCACACUGCCGCACCACCUUCUCCACGUACCACCAUGAGCAGCUUAACAAGCAGGGAAACGCUGACUAUUUCAUCACCAGUGGAGACAAGAUCCGCUUUUUCUUCGAGAAGGGAGUUUUUGACGACAAAGGAGAAUUUGUGGUGCCCAAGCAUCGAUCGCUCAAUAAAGUGGGACAUGCGCUACAUGCCUUUGAACCUUUGUACACUAAAGUUACGCAUUCAGCCAAAGUUCAGGGUAUAGCCAGGAAGCUUGGGCUGGUGCAUCCGGUCAUUCUGCAGAGCAUGUAUAUCUUCAAGCAACCAGGGAUUGGCGGAGAAGUGACGCCACACCAGGAUGCCACUUUCUUGUACACAGAGCCCCUGGGUCGGGUGAUGGGCCUGUGGGUGGCCUUGGAGGAUGCCACCGUCAACAACGGCUGCCUAUGGUUCCUGCCGGGCUCGCACAACAGCGGCGUGACUCGACGGAUGGUGAGGACGCCCCCUGGCACCUUCCCCCUGACGGACUUCAUCGGUACGGAGCGGGACUAUGAUGGUGACAAGUUUAUCCCGGUAGAAGUUAAAAAAGGUGGCGUGGUGCUGAUCCACGGCCAAGUGGUGCACCGCAGCGCCGAGAACGUGUCGGAGGACUCGCGCCACGUGUACACUUUCCACCUCAUGGAGGCCCAUCACACCUGCUGGAGUCCAGACAACUGGCUGCAGCCCACAGAAGAACUUCCUUUCCCGCCUCUUUACACCAAAUGAGGAACAGGAUGAUGGUUCGUUCCCAGCUUUUAUGAAAUCCAUUUAUACCAAGAAAUGCAAAUGAUUUGAGGGGGGGGGGGUUAAUGAUGACCACGACUGAUAUUUGUAGAAAUGAUCAUUUAUUUUCAAGUACUUUCACAUGAAUGGAAAUGAAGUUUCAUUGGGUCCAUCAACCGCACAUCGUAAACGCUACUCAUGCAAGGUGACAUGAUUUUAAAAUACAGGAAAUGAAUAAAAAUGCUGGGAUGUUCUCGUACUCUCGGAGGAAAGAUUCAAUCGGGAUUUGGGGGAGGGUGGAGGAAUACGUUUUUUUUUUAAAAUAAAAUAAUAAAUACUAUAAGCGGUCCCAUGAAAGCUGCAUAAUCGGCUUUCCGUUCAUGCUCCCAUCCACAAGUCCCGCGAAACCCCGUCGUCACGGCACUAACACGACUUGAGGCUCUGAUGAUGAUUGCGAAGGAGAAACAUGAUCAUAAAUUACUCGCCAUGUUUGAGAAAAAUUGGGUCAAGUUUCACAAUGAAGCCAAAAUGCUCUGCGAUCUUUACAGGUGAACUUCCAUGAAUUGUAAUUUCAAACGUCCAACUGUUCUAUGUCUUCCGUAUUUAAAACAUUGUUUACCUCAGCUCGUCCAUCCCAUUGGAAAAUGUUAGUGUCAGAGGUUUGGCAGAAUUGCUGCCGAGCAGUUCAGUUGUAUUACAGUUUGAAUAGCUGUUUGUUUUUAAACAUUUAUUCGAGUACAUGUUUCUUUUGAUUGACCUUUUAUGUGUAAUACAUUUUCAUUGCUUUGUUGCUUAUGUGCUUUUUAAAUUAAUUUCCCCAUUGUGUAAAGUUUCAAACUGCAUAAUUCUACAAUGGCUUACAAGAAUAUCAUCGUCUCAUU
Molecule: messenger RNA, 1879 nt
Organism: Hippocampus zosterae (dwarf seahorse)
Lineage: Eukaryota; Metazoa; Chordata; Actinopteri; Syngnathiformes; Syngnathidae
Gene: phyhd1
Product: phytanoyl-CoA dioxygenase domain containing 1
Exons: 10
Coding region: 123-1001 (292 amino acids)
Source: RefSeq, a predicted model, not a curated record